This is a messenger RNA of Punica granatum (pomegranate), 1922 nucleotides long. The record is from RefSeq and is a predicted model, not a curated record. Lineage: Eukaryota; Viridiplantae; Streptophyta; Magnoliopsida; Myrtales; Lythraceae.
GUCUCGAAGUCUCAACGAAUCAAACGAGGCAAAGAAAAAAAAAAUUCUGACAACAUCGAGAGGUCGCCACUCUCCUCACUCCAACCCCGCCCAAGACACCAACUUUCCCUCCUUGUUCUCUCCGACAGCCUCCACAGCCCAAUACCCAUCAGCCGAGUUUCAGUCUUCUCAUCGGAGGAUGUCUAUGGAUUGAAACGAUGCUUGUUUCCGGGCGAAAAUGACCCGGACCCCCUUUUUCAGGGCCCGGCUCCCCGAUCCAGACGAAGACUCCAGGGCUGCGGUGACCACCAGCUCCGGUGCCGGCGGCGGCUGGGGGACAGCCAUGAGAGUCAUAGUCCCCUUGCAGGGCGUGGUCCAGGGCAGGGGCGGCCUCGUCCUGGGCUCCCUCAUUCCCUGCGCGCUCUGCUACUUCCUCCAGCUGUACCUGAAGCGGCAUCGCUCCGGGCCGGCCCGCACGCCUCCUCCCUCACCGUCUUCCUCGGCGGAUCAUCUCUCGGAGGUCACCGGCGCGGUGCUGCAGCGGUCGUCCUCCCGGGCCCACCUUUCGCCGCGCGGCUCCGGCGGGCCGGCCCACGUGUCCAGCCGAGCGGCUUUGAUUCUUAGGGGCGGGGACUCGCCUUACUUCGUCGGGCUGAAGCGAGUCGAGGAGGAUCCGUACGAUGCAGUGGCCAAUCCCAAUGGGAUUAUUCAGCUCGGAUUGGCUGAAAACAAGUUGUGCUUGGAUUUGGUUUGUGAAUGGUUGGUGGCAAAUGGGAACAAGGCAAUGCUUGGAGAUGAGGCGAGUAUUAGUCGGAUUGCAACAUACAAGCCUCUCGAUGGAUUGAUGGAGUUGAAGAUGGCUGUGACAGAUUUCAUGUCCCAAGCAACUGAACGAUCAGUUUCCUUCGAUCCCUCACAAAUAGUACUAACAACCGGUUCGACCGCUGCAAUCGAAACACUCAGCUUCUGCAUAGCUGAUGGAGGAAACGCAUUCCUCGUCCCUACACCUUAUUAUCCCGGCUUUGACCGAGACAUUAAGUGGCAAAGUGGAGUUGAGAUCAUACCUGUCCCUUGUCGGAGCAGCGAUAACUUUGCCUUAAGUAUAAAUGCUCUUGAUCGGGCAUUUUAUCAGGCAAAAAAGCGUGGAGUAAAAGUCCGUGGGAUCAUCAUCUCAAACCCAUCAAAUCCUGUUGGGACUGUGCUCAGUCGGGAAACACUCUACAGCCUCAUCGACUUUGUCACUGAGAAGAACAUUCACUUAAUAUGCAAUGAGAUCUUUGCAGGAUCCACUCAAGGGGCCGAGGAGUUCGUGAGUGUGGCAGAGAUUGUUGAUUCUGAGGACUGCGAUCGGACCAGAGUUCAUAUAGUAUAUGGCUUGUCAAAAGAUCUCUGCCUAACUGGCUUUAAUGUUGGAGUUAUUUACUCUUUAAAUGAAAACGUUGUUGCUGCGGCUAAAAAGCUUUCGAGGUUCUCUUCAGUCUCGACUCCAACCCAGCGACUGCUGAUCUCGAUGCUGUCAGAUGCAAGGUUCACUCAAAACUUCAUCCGAGUGAAUCGAGAGAGACUUCGGAAAAUGUACGUGGAAUUCCUUGCAGGUUUAAAGAAAUUGGGUAUUGAAUGUACAAAAGGUAACGGAGGCUUUUCCUGCUGGGCUGAUAUGAGUGGGUUGAUCCGAUCAUACAACGAGAAGGGGGAGAUUGAACUUUGGGACAAGUUACUGAACAUGGGUAAGAUCAAUGUAACUCCAGGGUCUUCUUGUCAAUGUAUAGAGCCUGGAUGGUUCCGAUUUUGUUUUGCCACAUUGUCCGAGAAUGAUGUUCCCGUGGUCAUGGAAAGGAUUAGAAAUGUUUCUGAAACAUGUAAAUCCCGCAGUUAAAACAUUGUUUAUUGAUUUUAGUACAAUUCUAUAUAGGAUGUAGUUUGCCCGUGGAUUCUUUCCUGAA